GUGGAAUCAACGGGAUUUCCCCGUUUGACAAGUUCGGUUGCACAAUCAACGAAAGAACAGUACGUCAGCUGAGGCACAGGAAGAGGAGCCUACACAUUUCUCUGACUCAAAGAUGGGCCUUUUCUAGAGACAUAUAGAAGCUAGGUAGCAGAAGAGAAAGCUUCAAAUAUGGGGAAAUUCUCCUUCAAAGAACGACAACAGAGAGGGGAAGAUUUCAUUCGGUUUCUCAAAACUGAAAACAUAACCAUUCAUGGCAUGCACAAGAAAGAGGUUCGUAACAUGUACAACACGCGAUACAAAAACUACCUCUCUCAGUUAACACCAGGAGAGCAUAUACCAAGCUUCAGCAGUAUUUUACAACCAUUAUAUAUCACAAAAACUCUCCAUGUUCGAGCUGACAAAUUCUAUAAUGGACCAGCCCCCCAUAGCAGUGGCAAAGACCGCAGUGUUGAUGAUGUUGAUAGUGAUAGUGAUGACAGCAUUGUUUCGCUAGAUGUCAGAGAAGAGGCAUUUUCAAAUCCUGUUCACAAUAUGCACGCAGCCAAUCUUAACUCUGUUCGGGGGAACAUAAGGUUUCAGAGAAAGUUUGCUGUAGACCAACACAGACAUUUCAACAAAGCACCAAUAGCAGAACAAACCAUGUCCAAAAAUGUUCCCAAGGCGGAUUGUUUGCCCGAGUUUGUUCAGAAGAGCGGACAUAUAUUCCGGUGUACACUGUGUGCCGCUCCAUGUACGUCAGAAGCUGAAGUUACCAAGCAUGUAGAUGGUCGCAGGCAUAGAGUCGCAGUCCUCAUGAAUGGUUUGCGGACAAAGAGAGAUGACCUCAUCAAAGACAAGUUUGGAAUCCAGUUAUCAGCGACAGUGACGGGGGAAGGGGAGACAUUUGUGAUUCCGCUAAUGGAGGGUGUGUCGGAGUCUGUGACACUGACUAUCCAUAAUACCAACACUAGACACAGCGUGACGCUGCUCAGUUGUGAACUGCUGAAACGGAUUCGUGUGUUCCAGCUGGAUGAUGCCAAGAAGGUGACGGAAUCCCAGGGCCAUGCCACGAUCCCUCCUGGGGAAUCAUAUCACAUAAAAAUCAAGGUACAAGCUCGUAAUGUCGGGAGCUUCCACUCCCCCCUGGCGCUGCUGUUCUGCUUGAGCCAUGACAGUCAUGUGAUGUUCCACAUUGUGCGGUAUCUCCACGCCAAGUGCCGGAAUGACAUCAUCGAGCAGAUGAAACCAACACAGGGAACAAAGAUGGACAAGAGACCGAAGACAAGGAAGCACGCUCGGGUUUCUAAAGUUGUGGAUGGCCUGCCACUGCCCAGGGUGGGGAAUGACCGUCUCGAGGUUAAGAUACCACUUGGUCUCUACCGAAUUCCUGACAGUCUGAGAAGAAUCAUCAACAACGGCCUCACGGACAAACAGGGUCUGAAAACAUUCGAAGUGAUAGAGAUGACGACCCUCAAGACGAUGCUGGAUCAGUCGAUGAUGAUGUCGGAGUAUGCCCGCCGACUGACAACACUGAUGUAUUUUGAAGAGAUUCAGAUGGAGGUGGACAUUCGACAGUACGACAUCCCAGACUCAUCUAUGACCAAAUAUUCUAAUAACCCUCGCCUGCUCUUGCUCAAGGUGCCGGGUCUAGCCGAGAACCGCCCAUCCGUCCUGAAGGGGGACUGUCUGUACGUGCGGAUACUGGACAGUGAGGGCGUGGCCGGAGACCAUGAGUACCAGGGGUAUGUCCAUGAAGUGUUGCAGAACGAGGUCGCACUGGGAUUCAGUGACAGUUUGAUGAAAUUCUUUGUUCCCAACAUGAAGUUCAGCGUGCGGUUUGUGUUCAACCGGCUGCCCCUGCGUCUGCAGCACCGAGCCUGUGAGUUGGCGGAGGAGCUAAGUCUGGACAACCUGCUCUUCCCCAAGUCCGACCUCAUCGGAAGUCUGGGCUUGAUGCGGCCCCUGGACAAAGACUUCAAGUUCUUUGCCCAUAACCCGUCCCUCAACCUGCAGCAGCAGAUGGCAGUGAAGCACAUCGUGGCGGGGUCAUCCCGACCUGCCCCCUACCUGGUGUUUGGACCCCCGGGGACAGGCAAAACAUUCACCAUUGUGGAGGCAAUGAAACAGAUAUGGAAACACAUCACAUCAUCCCACAUCCUGGCGUGUGCCCCCUCCAAUAGUGCCGCCGACCUCAUCACCGAGCGCCUCUUAGAUCAUGUGUCCAAGUCGGAAAUACUCCGAGUUAAUGCAACCAACCGUGCCUGGGUCACGAUCCCGGAGAAAAUCAGGGAUGUGUGCAACUACGACCGCCAGACUGGACACUACUACUACCCCAAGAAGGAGGAUCUCAUGUCCUGCAGGAUCAUUGUGUCCACGCUGGUCACUGCCGGCAGACUGUCGUCGGCCAAUUUCCCUGCGGACCACUUCACCCAUGUCUUCAUCGACGAGGCCGGUUAUGCCGUGGAGCCUGAGUGUGUCAUCGCCAUUGCCGGGAUCCUUGACUGUAACCCCCUUGUCAGGAACGGAGGUCAGCUGGUGCUGGCAGGAGAUCCCAAACAGCUGGGACCAAUUCUGAGGUCGCCAUUUGCCAUGCAGUAUGGUCUAGAUAUGUCCUUGCUUGAACGCUACAUGACACAACACCCAAUCUACGCCAGACGAGAGGAUGCCAGGACGCCAGAAGAUGCAUACGACAAACGGGUCCUAACGAAACUGCUCAACAACUACAGGUCUCACAAGGCUAUCCUGCAGAUGCCCAAUGAGAUGUUCUAUGACAGCGAGCUGCGGGUGCACGCGCCCGAGAUCAGGGAUCUGAUGUGUGAUUGGGAAGAGCUACCAAUCGCCAACUACCCUGUCAUAUUCCACGCCGUGAUGGGCGAGGACAUGCGGGAGGAACGCAGUCCGUCAUUCUUCAACCCGGAGGAAGCUGUGACGGUCAUCAACUACGUCAAACAGAUCCUCAGCACCAGGAUCAGAGGAAAACAGAUCAAGGGGGAGGAGAUAGGGAUUAUCUCCCCUUACAGGAAGCAGGUCCAGAAGAUACGUCAGCAGCUCCAGAAGCACCGGGUGGACACCCAGAAGCUGAAGGUGGGGUCGGUGGAGGAGUUCCAGGGAGCCGAGCGACUCAUCAUCAUCGUCUCCACCGUCCGCAGCAAUCCCAAAUACCUCUCACAAGAUGUCAAGUUCAACCUUGGCUUUCUCAAGAAUCCAAAGAGAUUUAAUGUGACUGUGACAAGACCAAAGGCAUUGUUGAUCGUCAUCGGGAACCCUCACACCCUCCUGAUGGACGAACACUGGGGAAGGUUUAUCCGGAACUGCAAAAACUGUGGAGCCGUUGCCGGAGAGGACUUUUCCACAGAAACAGAACAGGAGUUGGAUGAUGUCAUGCAGAGACUUGCUGCUGUCAACUUGGAUGUCAUAGAUUCCAACCCUGAUUCGGAAGAAGGACUGGUUGUCAACUUUGAACAGCCAUGGAGGAAAGACAUCUGAUGGAACCAGAAGAGCCAAUCUCAAUGCUAGCCUGUCCAUUCCAGCCAAUCAGAUUGCAGCAUCAGUAUUUAUGAGUCAUAUGCAGACCUGUUUGCUCCUAACUUGCCAUACCAGUUUCACUAAGAAUCUGUCCGUAGUUUUAUUUGUCAGUAGCCUUUCCUACCAGUGUGCGAGCGGGCGAUGUCGACCUCAUACAUGUUACAAUGAACGAAUGAAUGAAUCGCCGUGAUGAUUUAACAUGUAGUUUUACAGCAUAGCCUCAGUUGAAAUCAACAGACCAAGGUCACAGCUUUGAUUUUUAUUACCCCUAAUGCAACAGGUUUAUUUCCGUCGCGCACACAUGGUUCAAAGAUGCCGGAGCCCAUGGUAAAACUGAUACCAGUUUGAAUUUUUUUUUAUAAAAUUUUGUAUGCGUUUUAGCACACAUCUACUGUAUUUCAUUCUAAUUUGGAAGUAAUAUUAUUUCAUCAGUUAGGAACGUAAAAUCCUAAAUGUUUUCACCUGUAUUCGAUGGCUGUGGGGGUUUUCAAAAUCAGCAGGAACUAUAAAGAAGUAGUAGGAGUGAACAUGUCUGCAUAUGUUCCGAUAAGCCAGGAUAUGACUGAGAGAUUGACACAUUCCUUUACUGUGGCAGCUACAAGAAGGCUGAAUGUAGUUUGGUUUUCUUCACAAUUCAUCAUACUGCCAUUGUUGUAAUCAGGGCAAGGGUCAAAUAAGGCUGCUGUGGUGAGCAAAAGGAAUGUUUUUUUAUAUUGAGAACAUUGAUCUUGUAUGAAAGGCCACACACCAUUACCUCCCUGGGGAACUAAAUUUAGUGAAAUCUUAAGAUCAUAAUGAAAUAAUUAUUAGAUUUUUAUCCAAAUUUGAAAAAAAUUGUCAGGAGGCUUUUUAUUUUAAUUUUUUCCAACAAGUUGGUUGACUGUCCUGUGUACAUGAAGCAUUAUUGAUUAGUUGUGCUAUGUACAUGGUAUGUUUUCAUCUGUUUCAUCAAGGGAUGAAGAAAGCAACACAGAGAUUUUCUUCUGUUUGUAAGUACCUGGGAGCAAUAUAUUGAUGUAAUGUGAGGUGUAUGGUACUGAGACAGGCAGGGAUGAAAAUCCAUUAAUUAACAUAUUUUGACCUAAGGCAUGUUCGUGGUUGAUAUGUUGAAUAUGAUCUUGGGAAAUCAGUAAGACUCACAAACGUCGGCUGAAGGAGAAUGGUUGUUUGUACUUAUUACGUUUCCGAACUUAGUCGUCAUCUCUCUCCUUCCUUCGACAAACAUUAACUGUUUUGUUGUGGCCUUAGUCAGUGGAAUUGCAACAGUUCCAUUUAGUAAAAGGAAAUCUACAGUUAAUGGUGUGUCUGACGUUUUUCAUCGUACCACAUGCCCUGGGGGUGUAUGGAUUGCAACAGAUCGGAGACAUUGCUGGUUACAUGAAGGAAUUUUAUCAUCAAUGAAUGAAUGUGAUAUCUGUAGUAUUGUUAUAAUGCAGUCUUUUAGUCUAUGAUUUUAGCCUUCAUUUACAAUGCAUAAAACCUGUUUUUCAUUAAGUUUUAAUCUGCUUUUCCAUACAAAUAGCUUUUACAUAUUAUUUUUAUCAGUAUAAUAGAUAUAUCUGCAGUGUGAUAGAGACGCACUACUCCAAUGCUUGCUUUGCUAUGAUGAAAGCACAGACACUAAUAUUUUCUGUUCUUGUAGAUGGCAAUGAAGGAAAGAAUAUUUUGUGAGAACAUAUUGAUGCUUGAAGUCCCAUCUUAAUCUGAACCUCGGUCAGAAUAAUUAAUAUUCACAUUAAAUGGAGUAGAUGUGUUCAUUUAAAUCUUAUUAUAUCGGUUUGAAAACUGAGGCAGUUUAAUCAUUGAUAUUGUCGACUAUACUACAAUAAGAAUAACACAGUAGUAGUAUAAAUUAUGGAAAUUAAUAACGAAUAGCACUAUGAAAUCUUUCUCUUGAUAGUAAGUACUGGACAGGAAGUAAAAACUCUACCGUAUUUGCCAUAUUAAGCGCCCUGCUCUAGUAAGGGACCCUGAUCAAGUUUUAGACCAAAUCUUUUUAGCGCCCCCUUCUGGUACCAAAAUGUACAAAACACUCCAUGUUGACUUGUGUAAACGACAGACGUUUACAUUAAGCAGCAGUGCAGGAGGGGUAUGUAACAACUAUCAGUUGUAGUUUCAUCGAUAUUUGAACUCCCCCCGGUAAGCUUCUUCACUUAACUUGUGUGUGGUUUCAAUACGUGACCCCAUUUGUCUAAUUUCUCCAAGAGCACUUAUUACGGUGAACAUGGUUAUAUAUACACAAGUUGUAUUGAAGAAAAAAGAUAUUGAUGUAAAAAAUGGUUAUGAUUGCUAUGAAUAUCGUGUUCCUACACAAAAACUAGGUCUUAAAGAAAUUUCUUUGAAAUGUAAUAAUUGAUGUGUGCAAGAAUGUUGAAAAUUGAUUUAAAUGGACUAAAUAUGUUUAACAAUUUAACAAUUCAUAUUGAGUAUUUAUAUGGAUGAUUCCAAUACUGAAAUAGAGAGAUUCAAAAUUUGGUCUUGUCAUGUUCGUACUGCCAGAAUUCUUCCCUUGCACUAUUUACCACAUCAGCAUGAUUAAGUUCAUUAGAAUCUGGGUUUUUUUAAUUUUCAGUUGUUGCUUGCAAUACCUAGUUUUCUUGUUGUAGAAAGGUUGUGAGAGAAUAGGGAGUCAGGAUCGAUGUGUUCAUGUGUUCAUGUUCAUUCCAUGAUGUGUUCUGUUUUUGAGUGUAGAGUGAAUAUCAUACAAGCAACUCGUAAUGGAAAGUGCAGAUGUUCACAAUUUUCAUACAAUUACCAUAUUUUACAUCUGUUUGUUGAUGUGUAUUGCAAAUGUUUUUGUUUGAUGGAAUACAACAUUAAAUUCUUUUUAAUCUUUGAAA
Messenger RNA from Haliotis rufescens (red abalone), 6344 nucleotides. RefSeq names its product putative helicase MOV-10. The coding region runs from base 169 to 3465 and encodes 1098 amino acids. Gene Ontology annotation, molecular function: RNA binding; 5'-3' RNA helicase activity. The transcript has 17 exons. NCBI's taxonomy places the organism in Eukaryota, Metazoa, Mollusca, Gastropoda, Lepetellida, Haliotidae. The record is from RefSeq and is a predicted model, not a curated record.